AUGUCGUCGGACUCAGAUGCGACAAUAGUUCCAGAACGUCCUUAUAAGCCAUAUACACCGGGCAGAGAAGGACAACAUUUCGAUGCCGCGAGAUAUGACGAUACAGUAUAUGACUCGUCCGGACAACGUAUCCCAACUAUUGACACUUUCUACUUAUGGAAAAGAGCUCAUGUGCAAUCCGAUAAAUCUGAUAACAACAGAGUCCCAAACACAAAGUCAAUCCACCUUCCUAGGUAUUACUGUCAAUCAAUUGCAUGUUGCGAUGAUACAUAUGGCGGUAAAGACAGAUUGGUUGAAACAGCUAAAAAGAUAGAUGAUAUGGUAAUGAAAAGACUCGAAGGUCCUGAUAGAUUGUCAGAACCGUUUUUCAGUCACAUCCAGAAUACUUUAUCAACCGAUUCUACCUUUGACAAAUGUUACAGAGCGAGCGUUGAAGGAUCGCAGCUCUUCAAGAACUGCAUCAGGGACAUCCAGGCAGCAUGUAGCGUAGGUAACAAUGUGUCACCUGUUAAUUCUCGUUUGAUGGAUGUGACACAAUUCCGAUCGAGAUAUCCGGAAGAUUUCAAGAAAUUGAUUAACAUAUUGAGUAAAGACAUAUUUACUACGAUUUUACCACAUAGAUUAGAAGACUUUAGGGAAUUUUGGAAAGAAGCUCACAAUGAGAGUACAAUUGAUAUCGAUAUUCAGCCUCGAUUGAUCAUCACCUCGUUCUUAUCGAGAGGAGCAGUGCCCCAAAAGACAAGUACAGCGAACCGAUGGAAGGCAGUCUCCGCCUCUGGAGACAUAUCUUGUCAAGUUGCUUUUGAGAACUACGAGUACGAAUGGAAUAGAUGUAAAAUACCUCAUGAAGAAGACAUGCAAUUCGCUUGGGCAAUGAGAACCGAGAUUGACAAAGCUGUCAGACGAGAUGAGUAUUGUUUCAAUACAUUUUUCAAACCUGACAAGUCUUCCUUGGCAGAUCCUUUGACUUACUUGGAGAACUCUAAGAUCACUCGAGAAGCGUUGAGAAGCUACUGCGAAUCGACACUGCACAAAUACACAGACGAAUAUAAGCAGCAUAUCACCGUAGAAUAUCUGUCUGGCUCAGAAGCUAAAGAGAAGUAUCCUGAAAUUGAUAAAGACUGGAAUGAGAAGAUUUGUGAUGAGGAAGAAUACCGCGAUGCUCUGAUUUCUCAGUGUAAACACCUUGAAUCAGAGCGUUCAUCUUGUACAGUCAUGUAG
Kwoniella shivajii is the source of this 1221-nucleotide messenger RNA. RefSeq lists its product as uncharacterized. The record is from RefSeq and is a predicted model, not a curated record. NCBI's taxonomy places the organism in Eukaryota, Fungi, Basidiomycota, Tremellomycetes, Tremellales, Cryptococcaceae. The coding region runs from base 1 to 1221 and encodes 406 amino acids. The transcript has a single exon.